UAGCAACCAAACAAACCGCACGAGCCCAUGGCUCGAUUUGUCUGGUGGCAUUACAGUGAACUAUUAACCGAUUUUAACCUUGUGUGAACUAUACGGUUAAAAAAAAAAAAAGUUUUAAUCAAUGUUUUUAUUUAUUUUUUGACAGUAACUUACUUGGUUUAUUUGGUGUGCCGUGUCGGGACUAUUUCUAUUUUAUUUUUUGUAUGGUGUGGUGAAGCAUCAUGGAAAAAUACUCCCACCUUAGAGUGAUCGGGGAAGGGUCUUUCGGUCGGGCUGUGUUGGUGCAAUGCAAAAACACUCAGGAUAAAUAUGUACUUAAGGAGAUACAGUUGCCAAAGAAUCAGUCCAAAGUGCAGAGUUCAAGAAAGGAAGCAGUCCUGCUGUCCAGAAUGAAACAUCCCAACAUUGUGGCUUUCAGAGAGACAUUCGAAGCGGACGGCCUCUUGUGCAUUGUUAUGGAGUACUGCAGUGGAGGAGAUCUGCUUCAGAGGAUCCAGCUGCAGAAAUCCUCUCAUUUCACUGUUGAUAAUAUCUUGAAGUGGUUCGCCCAGAUGUGUGCAGGUGCACAGCAUAUUCACGACAAGAGGGUUUUGCACAGAGAUUUAAAGUCCAAGAACAUUUUCCUGACUGACGACGGCUCAGUCAAGCUCGGGGACUUCGGCUCUGCUUGUGUUCUGAACAGCUCAAAUGCUUAUGCUUGUACGUAUGUCGGGACCCCGUAUUACGUGGCACCGGAAAUCUGGGACAACAAACCGUACAACAACAAGAGUGAUGUGUGGUCGCUGGGCUGCGUCCUCUACGAGCUCUGCACCCUGCGACACCCGGUACUCGCCUCCUCCCUCCCCUUCCAGGCGUCCAGCUGGAAGAGGCUGAUCCUUAAGGUGUGCCGCGGUGCGUACCCUCCCCUCCCCGGCCACCUGCCCUACGAGCUGCACUACCUGGUCAAGCACAUGUUCAAGACCAACCCAAGAGACAGGCCGUCGGUGCACACCAUCCUGACCUCUCACCGGGUGUCCCGACUCCUGCGCUCACACCUGCCCUCCCAGACAGAGGAGGAGAAGAGCAGGACGGGUCGACGGAACAGGAAGGAAGGGCUGAAAGUGGCUAACUCCCUGGGAGAAAAGAGUUUAAUAACAACAUCAACAGCUGAGGGUGGGGGUUCACCUAAAAGCUGCUGCGAGAGCACAGAGCCGGGCCCUAGAAAGCAGUGGACGACCGAGCCACCGAGUGCCGUGCUGCAGAUGCUGGCCAACGCCAGCCUGGUUUCCUCAGACAGCAUGGCUGCAGCUCGCCAGGUCGGCUACGCCCACCAAAGUGAUUCAGAGGCCGACAGGCAGAGAAGACAAUGGGUGCGGGAGCCUCCUGAGAACCUUCUGGGCCUGCUGGAGAAGGCCCAGCUGAACAAAGCUUUCAGCACCUUUUUAAUUCGCAGGGGAGAUGAAAACCCUCUAGUCGGGCCCCUCUCCUCGCAGCAGGGUGAUGACACCGAUGGCCUUAAGCCAGAAGUCGUUAUAGACGAGGACAGACUGCAGCCUCGCUCAGAUGAUGAGGACACGGACUUUGAGGAAGAAUCUCCUUCUGACUGGGUGGAAGAAAUUGAGAAAAUAUUUUCGGAACACUGAAGCCUCAUUCCUUCAGACCUCCGGCUGAUGAAAACACAAAACUUUUUGAAUGUGCCAAACUUUUGUUUUGUUCCUUUUUAGAGCCAGAAUCAGACCAUUUGGGUGGAGCUGUAACUAUGAAGAAAGAUUUGAACAGAAAGUUGUCUGUAAUUGUUUUUCAGUAAAGCUGUUUGACUUUUU
Molecule: messenger RNA, 1802 nt
Organism: Fundulus heteroclitus (mummichog)
Lineage: Eukaryota; Metazoa; Chordata; Actinopteri; Cyprinodontiformes; Fundulidae
Gene: nek3
Product: NIMA related kinase 3
Exons: 13
Coding region: 222-1622 (466 amino acids)
Biological process (GO): protein phosphorylation
Molecular function (GO): ATP binding; protein kinase activity
Source: RefSeq, a predicted model, not a curated record